AUGCCUUCUCAAUCUCAGAAUCACGCUCGCGCUAGCCCUAAGAAGAAGACAAAGCGUAAAGCUAUCGACUCUGAUGGGCAGCGUGUUUCAACAAAGAGAACGCGGGCUGGGGCUGAGGCACCCCUUGUGUUGCAGCCGACUCCUGAUGUCACCAACUCUCAGGCUGUGCCCCCUCGACGUUCCGGACGUCAUGGUGCAGGACAAGGAGGCAGAGCCAGUCAACUAGAGAUAAUCGGUAAUCUCUUGGGUGCCUCGACACGAACCAGUCGACCCAAAGGCUCCACCUCUCUUGACUCGGAUGUUCCUAACAACCCGCUUGCUCCGGAGCCGCCUCGUAAGGGUCGUGGAAGCCACUCAAAGGCUUAUAACGCUGGAUAUAUAUUCAGAAGCCCCCCCCCGCCAUACAGUGCCUCCAAGAUGACGGAUUCUGCAGCUUCUGGACCUCGGGCCAAAAAAACAAAGGCAACGAAGAAUGCUGCUCCCCCUGCCUUAGAUUUUGAGGCCCCGAACCUCCAGCCCAGGCUUGUGCACCGCGAAGCGGGCGCGCGAUUUGGAUUUGCUCAGCAUAUCGUUCCCCCUGGCACAGAGCCUGACCUUCAAGCACUUAACAAUUCUUAUGUGGCUGCGGCCAGGGAGAAGCAGACUUCUUCAGCGACUUUAGGUACCACUGGACAUCUUCCCAUUGCUGUCGUCACCUCUGAAAACCAGCAUUCGGUGGUACCUUCAAAUCGCACAUUACCUGCACAUCAAUCCGAUGCUGACUCAGACUUGUAUCAGAACCUCGACCCUGCCCUUCGACCUGUCAAUGAUGAACGUUUUGAUCAGUAUGAACCGCAAGACACAAGAUCCGACAGUUCGGGAACAUCUAGCGAAGGCGGUGAUGGAAGUGCUAGCGAUGAAGAGGCAGAUCACACAGACGACAAUGUUGGCUGGGGGGCAGCACAUGGGCGCAUGACUGCACAUCCUGGAUUCUCGAAGGAAGAUUUACCAUCCCAACCCCGCGUUGCCCUCGCGCUUCCAACCGACUUCGAAUUUCAACAUUCCCGCGAUGAAGGUGACAAUGAUGCGGAGAGAUCUUUGGUAGCAAAUAAUAGCUCCAGCGAUGAUGAUACUGUGACCCAGCCGGCUGAUCCCCAACCAGAUGACGUGUUACAACUUCACCACAAGAAAAAUGGACGCCCUCGCCUUCCUGAUCCUCAAUUUCUCGAACUCUUACAUCACGCCGAGACAAAGAAACCCAACCACAAGUCAAGCAACACACAAGCCAAGACUGCAUUGGCGAAAUCUGACGAACCAGGCGAAGGACCUAAAGCUACUCAACUGGGCUGGUAUGGUCCUCGUUGGAAGAGCUUCCUCGAGGAUACGAAGGGCGAGUGCCGCGUCCAACACGCGAUCGAGAACCCAUUCCCGAAGCUGGUCAAAGACUUGACAGGUUCUGUCAACGAGGUACUCAUGGCCUCACUUGUCGAAUGGCUUGAAAGUGGUCAGCACGUCGAAGAGGGUAUCUGGCCUGAUCACAAGCACGAUAUGGCCAAGCUGCUGUAUGAGGAUUUAUCAACCUGGCGCUCAGACCUCAAGAAGAUUGUGAUUAACAUUGUGCCUUCUAUGUACAAUCUUAUCCCCCCACCCCACAUCCCCCCCCAACAACGUGCCGCCUGGGUCACAGCUGCCGCUGGGGAGUUGCUGGAGGAUGCUAAGUUUCUGCGCAAUGGUCUAGAUGACCUCGGCAAAACCCAAAACGCCGCUCAUCCCGCGCUUCGCGAGGCCGUUAUUUCUUUCUUUUACACAUCAUCUUACCGCGUCGCUCGCAGGAGGCCUGAAAUCUUCCGGACACAGUUACCACUCGAGUGCUUGGCAUUAGUUUGCACCGCGGUUAAUUGUGUCCUGGACGGCCUUGCUAAGAACGGCAGCGGAAAAUCAUUUCCGAAGUUUACCGCGAAGGAAUACGGUUCGUUGUAUAGCCUUACGGUCACUAAGCUGCAGGGGAUCUUGGAACAUUCUUACCAUGGACCGAAGCUAGUGCAACAGCUCCGUUCCUGGGCUCGAGCUGGAUGGCAAGGGCUUUUAUUUCGUGAUGUUUUGCAUACUGACGAAGUUCGCACAGGGCGGAAUCCUACAAGGUGGAUGGCGGCUUCAAUGAUGCUGCGAAGCAUUCGCAUUUGAAAUUUGUCCUUGAUUGAGGUCUUAGCGCUAUUCCCCCGCACUGAUUCUAUCUCGAGCAUCAUUCCCGCUAGUGUACAAUGUAUCGCGUUUUCCGCCGCCGUGUUUGCUAUCUGAUUGAAUACCAUC
Suillus clintonianus is the source of this 2289-nucleotide messenger RNA. RefSeq lists its product as uncharacterized. The transcript is spliced from 7 exons. NCBI's taxonomy places the organism in Eukaryota, Fungi, Basidiomycota, Agaricomycetes, Boletales, Suillaceae. The record is from RefSeq and is a predicted model, not a curated record. The coding region runs from base 1 to 2163 and encodes 720 amino acids.